This is a messenger RNA of Dibothriocephalus latus, 630 nucleotides long. The record is from the annotation of a GenBank genome assembly. Lineage: Eukaryota; Metazoa; Platyhelminthes; Cestoda; Diphyllobothriidea; Diphyllobothriidae.
GAUAUAAACGGCGUGGCAGCCAAUGAGAAGCACGAUGGAAAUGGCACGCCCGCACCGCAGUCCUACGACAUCGAUCCAGUCUUGGGUGUUCGUUCGCUCUCCUACUGGCACAAACUCAUCAGUCUCAUCGUCUCCGUCAUCGAGGACGACAAGAAGCACUACGCGCCGGUGCUCAAUCACCAGCGGAAGAAGGCCAAUUUGCAGCUCUUUCCGUGGAUACACACUGUACGUAGCUCUAGAAAUCGCCUAACUCAUCUGCCUGCCUGCUCUUGCCACAGAUUCCCACAAGACGUCAACCUAGGCGACAUGUCCGCGGAGAUGAUGUGGACCUUCCUGUCGGAGGACCUUUCCGUCGGCCUGCUGCAACACUACGAAGCCGUUCGCAUGCUGACCAGUCCGGAGCCAAACCCCCGCAGCAGCAAUGCCAUGGAUGCCCAGCCAGAGCAGACGGAGAUCACCACCCGGCUGUCGCAGUUGCGGAUCAAGACCUCCGACUACCUGAACCUCUGUUUCCGCAUCAAGUGGUUCUACAACACCUACGUGCGUCCGGUGCUGGGGACGGAGAAGACAGAUCCGGCCUACCCCAGGUGGGUGUUCGAGGCGGCUUUCUUUCCCAGUAGUCUAGUCUAG